Molecule: messenger RNA, 3255 nt
Organism: Schistocerca piceifrons (Central American locust)
Lineage: Eukaryota; Metazoa; Arthropoda; Insecta; Orthoptera; Acrididae
Product: pancreatic lipase-related protein 2-like
Exons: 9
Coding region: 451-1953 (500 amino acids)
Biological process (GO): lipid metabolic process
Molecular function (GO): lipase activity
Source: RefSeq, a predicted model, not a curated record
GCGCUUCGCAACCACUGUCGAUGCGUUACACUUUCUUUCACAAACUUAUUCGUCGCUAUUAUAAGAAGUGAUUCAGCUAUAAAGAUAACAACGCUACUUUUGUUGCUUAGAUAGUCAGUAAUUGCAUCUAUGUCGUGUUUGAGUCCCAUCAUUGUAUAGAAAACAGUCAAAUCAUUGCACGAGCGUUUAUUUACUUUACGCAGUAUAAUACCACUAUUAUAGGGCUGCGUUUUUAAAAAGACGAUAUGUCUGUGGCAAAAGAAAUGUAGUAAAUGAGGUGCAUUAGAGGUUUCGUCGAUCAGGAAUAGGUCUACUCAGUAGGCCCUAUUUUGUCUAGAAACCGAAAAUCAGUCGGUUUAAUAAGUUAGUGGUUGCUUACAAAACUACACCUUACACUUGACUUGUAACUCCUGUAUAUGUCUUUGGUGUGGUGAUCGUCUGAUUUCAAGUAUGGUACCGGUGACGUUUUUAUUAAGCACAGAGAGCUAUAGGAUGGUUCGUAGCAGAAUUGCUGACAGGCGUCAAGGAAGGAGCAGAGCAAGGCUUAUGCGGAAGGAAGUAUGCUACGAUGAUGUGGGUUGUUUUGCAAUGCCAAAAAAGCAUUCAGCAUUCAUGAAAGUGCCGGAAUCACCUGAAAGUGUAGAUACAAAAUUCUGGCUAUUCACUCGUGCCAACACAACUGCUCAGGAGGUUAUUGACUAUGGGAAUGGUUCACUGCAGAGUACUAACUUUAAUCACAGUAAACCACUUAAAGUGCUUAUUCAUGGCUACAAGGGAAGUGGAAGAGACAAGGGUGCACUGACAGGUGUAGCAGCCCUUAUUAAAAAGGUGGACGCGAACAUAUUGGUUGUGGACUGGCAGCGGGGCGCUGCAGGGCCAUCGUACGCCACGGCAGUGGCCAACACUGAGUUGGUAGGCAGGCAACUUGCUCUGCUGCUGCUACACAUGAUACAGUCUGGGAUUCAGCCCAGUCAGAUACACGUGAUAGGAUUCAGCCUGGGAGCACAUGUUGCAGCUUGCGCCAGCAACAUUCUCAGGAGCCACAACAUUCUUCUAGGGAGGAUCACAGGACUCGAUCCAGCUUCACCGAUUUACAAAAGCAGUCUGCUGCUACAGUCCUACCGCAAGCUGGAUACCAAUGACGCAGCGUAUGUUGAUAUUAUUCAUACCGAUGGUAGUCGUACCUGGGCUGAAGGUUUUGGUUUGCUGCGACCGCUGGGCCACGCUGAUUUCUAUCCCAACGGAGGUCGCACUCAGCCUGGGUGCACGGAAGGGUACGCUGCCGUCGUUGUCAGCCACCUGGAAGGGACAGUAAAUUCGAGCACAGUAUGCAGUCAUGUGAGAGCAUGGUCGCUGUUCUUGGAAACGCUCAACGAGCCCAAUUCAGAAUGUCAGUUCAUUGCCUAUCCCUGCUCAGAAGGAGAAGGGCUGCCUUGUUUUCCACCCAAAGAGGCCUGCAAGGAUCCUUCCUCAUGCGCCAUCAUGGGGUGGAGAGCUCAGGAGUCUCAAGCUAGAGGCGCUUUGUACUUGGUUACCAGAGACCGCCACCCGUUCUGUGGUAAACAACUUCGAGCGUCCGUAAAUCUAGCAGAUGGGAGACUACGAUCUCAUGCAGGGCUGAGCCUAAUAGUUCAUCAUGGAUCUUCGGCGACUACAUUUGAGCUUAACAGUGGGUUCGCAGACAUUGAGGAAGGAGGGAGAACAAUAUGGGGACUUGCUGCAGCAGAAUAUUCCAGUAUUGAUCCUGUAACUACUCCUAAACUUGUGGCAACUCUCAGUUGCUCAAAUACAGCCAGAUUAGUUGACUCAGUACCUGUAAUAUCGGUGCAGUCAGUGUCAGUUGCAGACCUUCACGGAAACAGUUGGAAUUACUGCGGCGGUGAAGCUAUUACAGUAGAAAGAAAUGACCAAAUUUCCGAAGUUAACUUCACAUUAGUUAACAAGAACUGUUAGCAUAUUUUUUUGACAUUAUGGUGAGCCCAUACGUUUCAUAUAUGAAUUUCAUCGUGCUGAUUUUUAAAUAUGUAAAUUCUCUGUUGGAAAGCAAUUAAGUCUGUGGAAUAUUAAUAUUCUGUGCCCAGUAUUAGAUCGAAAUGAACUCGAAAUCUUUUCUCAUCCUCAACAUACAUGCCGUACUGUGCGGUACCAUAGAAGAGGAAAAAUGGUUGUACACAAGCAUUUAUACAAAAUAUACACUGCCGGGGAAAAAUAGUACAUCUUUUUCUUUCAGAGGUGAACAAUUCAUUCAAGAUUUAUUAUUGCAACAGCAUACACGGAGUAUAUGAAAUUAUUCCAUUUACAUAUCAACAGCACAAGCGGUUCUGAGGUACCUGGAAUCGACACAUGAUGAAACACACAUAUUAGUACGGGGUGUAACCUCCAUGUGCGGCAGAGCAAGCGCUUACUCUGGAUUCCAGUCGAUCGUGUAGAUGGCGAGUACUGUCCUGGGAUAAUGCCACGCCAGCUCGACCUGUUCAUGGAGUUCUGUUAGAGUUGUUGGUUGACGUGUCGCACGAAUCACCUCUCGUCCCGUCAUAUCCCUCACAUACUCCACUUGACACAAGUCCGGAGAUCGAGCUGACCAGGGAAGCUAUUGCACGUCUUGCAGAGCACGUUGAAUUUCAUGGGCAGUGUGUUCGCGAGCAUUAUCUUGUUGGAACAGCACAUCCCCUUCCUGUUGCAAGAACACCAAAAGAACAGGUCUAACAACAUUCUGUACAUACCUAGCGCUCCAGAAAGACCAAAGAUGAAUGAGGGAUAUAGCUUAAUGUACCCCUCACCAUAAGGUCUGGGCUGGGACCAGAGUGUGUUUGACGAAUGCACUCUACGAGACAGCGCUCAUCAAGUCUACGUCGUACGCACAAACGAGCAUGCUAGCGGAAUCUGCUUUCAUCAGUGAAGAUCACGGUGCCCCAUUCCAUCUUCCAAGGGAUCCUCUGACGGCAUUAUUCGAGCUGUGCCCGUCGAUACUGUAGCGUGAGUGGAAGACAGGCUACUGAUGUGUGUGCCCGUAGUCUCACUGCUAAAACACGUUCGCAACAAUUCGUGAUGACACGUCUGGACUCGAGUAGUGAAAUUUUGUGAACUAUCAGGCCUCAUCCCUAAACUGAUGGGGAAGGGUGGCAGACUUUAGUACGUAAUAAACUGCUCUGCAUGUGGGGACAGCCUUCGACCCCACCCAUGAGAUUUCCUGUUGAUUUUUCAUCAGGGCGCUGAUGACCGUGAUGUCGAGCGACCCCUCAACCCAACUCAUCA